Molecule: messenger RNA, 3786 nt
Organism: Gadus macrocephalus (Pacific cod)
Lineage: Eukaryota; Metazoa; Chordata; Actinopteri; Gadiformes; Gadidae
Gene: ankrd34c
Product: ankyrin repeat domain 34C
Exons: 2
Coding region: 410-2077 (555 amino acids)
Molecular function (GO): protein binding
Source: RefSeq, a predicted model, not a curated record
AAUACACGUUUCAUUCAACAAGCAGAAAAGUUAUUUAUAUCCUCAGCAUCUUGAGGUUGUGAUUCUCGAGUGCGCAGCGAAAGGAAUGCUGCCCAUUGGACUGAUGUGGAUGGAUUGCACCCAUCACAAAAGCGAAGACUCAUAAGCUAUGGUGUCAGAGUGUAAUACUCUAGUCCGAAACGAAUCAAAAGUGGAAAGCAGAAUUUGGAAUUUAGUUGCGACCAAAAAAGGAAUAUUCUGCGAGAUCCUCGCAAAGUGUGCGUUGUUGCAUUUAUUUGCACGUUUGCGAUUUUAUUGAGAUAAUCACUAUUAGUUACUCCAAGAAUGGCAACCCUGUCUUCUCUCCAGGGCUUUGGGUUGUUGUAGUUGCGUUUCACCACCGAGGGACAGACCUGUGACGAUCUGCAAGAUGGCAGACAUCCUGGAGCUGCGGACCGACGGCAACUCUCUGCUUAAGGCCGUGUGGCUCCAGCGCCUUCGGCUCACUAGGCUCCUGCUGGAGGGGGGGGCCUACAUCAACGAGAGCAACGAGCGUGGGGAGACACCGCUCAUGGUCGCCUGCAUGUCCAAACACGUCGACCAGCAGAGCGUGAGCAAGGCCAAGCUGGUGAAGUACCUGCUGGACAACAACGCCGACCCCAACAUACAGGACAAGGCGGGCAAGACGGCGCUGAUGCACGCCUGCAUCCAGAGGGCCGGCCACGAGGUGGUGGCCCACCUGCUGAGCAACGGGGCCGACCCCAGCCUGGGGGACCGUGCCGGGGCCUCGGCUCUCGUAUACGCCAUCAACGCUGACGAUAAGGAGACGCUCAAGCUGCUGCUGGACACGUGCAAGGCAAAGGGGAAGGAGGUCAUCAUCAUCACCACGGACAAGUCGCCGUCCGGCGCCAAAAACACCAAGCAGUACCUCAACGUGCCGCCCUCGCCAGAGCUGGGCUCCUCCCUGUACUGUACCUCCCCCUCCGACAUCCACGUGAUCGCCUGUCCCACGCCGCACCCCGCCGAGGGGGAGCAGCAGAACACGGUGGUCAGCUUCCAGACCAAGCUCAAGGUCUCCAGCUCGGCGGCCAAGCUCGCUAACGGCGUGCCCGCCUCGCCAACGCGCCGGCCCGCUAACCCCAAGCGAGCGCGCCUGCCCCAGCUGAAGAGGCUCCAGUCAGAGCCCUGGGGCCUCAUCGCCCCCUCCGUCCUCGCGGCCGCUGCUACCGCCGCCGCGGCUGCGGCCGCGUCUUCCCCUUCUGCGUCCCACGACGACAGCAGGCGCGCCACCUCCAACGAAGAGCUGGUGACGGGGCUGAACGGCCUCGCCCUCCUGAGCAAACGGUCGUCGCUGUCCCGACAGAACAGCGUUGACGGCAAAGAAUGCCUGUUCCCGUCCGUGAGCGAUCCCCCGUGCAAGAUGACAACCUCCAUCUCCGUCCCGCCAACCUCCAAAAUGGCGUACGACCUGGCCAUGAACCAGCAUCAGACCCUGAACCAGGCUCUGAACCAUCACCAGCCCCUGGCUCGUCGGAGCACCGGGCCCCCCGAGCAAGACUGCUGUGGGGGCAGCACCGGCGGCCCGGUCAGUCUGAGGGACACGUUGGUGCACAGGAGGCGCCUAGGCAACACCGACUACUAUGACUCAGACUCCCAGCUGUACUCGGACUCGGCCACGCAGGACACUCCGCAGGUCCCGCUGGAGCGGAGGAAGCUCAACAUGUCCCCGCUGGCCCUGCUCACCAGCUCCAGGGAGUCGCUGGACAGCAACGCCAGCCUCUCCUCGCCCGGGCUGGCGCGCCGGCGGGCACCGGGCCUGCUUGAGAGGCGUGGCUCAGGCACUCUGCUGCUGGACCACAUCUCCCACACCAGGCCCGGGUACCUGCCCCCGCUCAACAUCAACCCUAACCCGCCCAUCCCGGACAUCGGGGCCAGCAGUAAGCCCUCUUCACCGAUGGCACCGGGCAUCAGGGCUGUAGCUCCGCCCAGCACCCCGAAAAGAGUGGGUCUCAAGCCCAAGAAGAAGCUGAUCCGGAGGCACUCUAUGCAAGUGGAGCAGAUGAAGCAGCUUUCGGAUUUUGAGGAGCUGGCCCAUUAGUCAGUGUCAGCACCGCGUUGAGAGGCCAUGUUUGUUUCAACAAUUUCAGGAAAUAAGGUUAUCGUGGAGCUUUGUCAACCACUCGCGCGGGUCUGUUGGAUGUUGUCGAAAUCAUGUAGAAAAUGUUUCCACAUUUGAUCGAAAAAUGAGCAAUAUAGAAAGGUGUUGUCCUCCCCCCUGCUUCAGUGAUCCAAAAACCUCAGAAUUGUAGUUUUCCAAAUGAUCAGCAUUUAUAUGUAAUCAACUUUUGAAUGUAAUUCCAGAAUGUGGUACGAUCACAUACACUAGCUUUGCAAUGAUAAUGUAGUACUAGAACAUACAGGGUCCAUGUAGCCAACUCUGGAUGCACUUUGUGUGUCUGUAAAUACAACUGUACGGACUCAUUUGAAUACUUAAAAGAAGUGAUUCACUGGUCCGAGACGUAGCUUCAGUAUGAUGUUGAAUUUGACUGUUCAUAGCGAGUGUGUACACAGUGCCUUUAAGACAAAGAAAUAGAACAAGGAGUUUAAAAAACAUUUUGAGCAGCGGGCCAUUCGUUCUCCUGAUGAUCCACCAAAACACUCCUCCUUAUUAUCGCUCUUGUAACAAACAAACUGUUAAGAUUACUAAUAAUUGCUUUGGAGGAUCUGAAUCAAUGAAUGAAAAGCUUUAAUACACAGGGGAAGGUAAAGAAGCAAUGGGCUAUAUAUAACAACACAACAUUACUAUCCAGGAGAAUUAAACAUGCGAUCACAGAUGGUCAAACCACCAUUGACACCAUUGACACUCUCUACAUAAGUAACACAGAAAGUUGUUGCCGUAGUCAACCAAGAAAUCGGUGGUAAAGGGAUCAAUGAAUCAAUUAUAAAUGUAGGACAAUUCAAGUUUUAACAACAUAGGCUUCCACAUCACUUUACUGUGAAGUAUUUCUUCUGUUAAAAGAGACAAAGAACAUAAUUUAUUGCAUAGUAUUUUUGUAAGUAGAUUGUUGUUUAUUUCAAAAUAAAUGUCUACCAAUUGUCUGUUGUCUGAUGUUUAUUUUCUUUUAACACGUUCACUGCUCCCACAUGCUAGUCGGACAGUAUUGGGCCCACAUAAAAAUGGUAACUCUGUAUCUGAGACUCCUUUGAGUACGGUAAUACAUACAUUCUUGGGCAAUCACACAUCCAAAUUCUCCUCUGCGUUUUUGCGGCAGUUGAACUGAAGAGGGCAGUAUUCGACUUCUCCCUAAUAGUAUAACUCAGUCUGAAGCCUUUCUUCUAUCUCAUCUCAGUCCUUUUCUUUGGUAUUGAAGCAGGGGUUCCAACCAGCAUGUUCAUAAUUGGUAGUUUGCACUUACAAAAGCUCAUAAAUACAAUGCGCCUGUCGUUCAGACAUCUACAGUUAAACACUAAUUUAGGAGCCAACUGUAUCAUUAGCUGCUGUAACGGGACAGCUUAGAAACCCCUCCAAAUAACUUUGUUCCCCCUCACCCGCAUAUUCAUAUUGGGAAGCAUGUACAGUUGUCAGUAUCAUUCAAUAUGUUUUACUAUGCUUUUGAAAUGUGGGAUUAAUUCAAUUUCAGAUAAGCUAUCACCUUGAGAUAGUAUGAACAUUGGUCAGUCUGGUGUUUUAACUUUUUCGUAUAUGUGUACCAUCAUGUGUUUAAUGCAUGUUGGAUGCUUUGCUUGUGAAAUAAUUAAACUUUCAGGUUGUGAUACAAGAAGUACUUAACUAUCAUUCAAUCUAAU